AAAAUCAAAACCGACGCUGAAUGUCAUCAGUCUGCAUGACAGCAUCCUGUUACCAUAGACCUCGUAACAAACUAAUCAGUAAUGAUGAUAGGGUAAUGUGGUCCAAAGUCAAACGUCAGCAGACAUUCUGCAUGCGUGCCAGUCGUAGGCACAGUUUUAAAUCGAUAAGCACACAAUUCAGGAUUCCGGCUCAACACCACCUAAUCAAUGCACUUCGUACUGAUAAGAUAUAAUGGCUAUUUACAGUACAGUUUCAAUUAUGUAUAUAUUGCAAAUUUCUCUAUAUGAUCAAUGAAAACAGUAAUGUGUUAUAUUAUUUUUAAUUUUCCUCUCCUUUAAAACCUGCAUUGAACAAAUCCUUAUCAGAUAAUCUCCGCGUGGAUCAUUCUGUGCCGAACACGCAUCAGUAUCGGACGUGUGAUCGGUGAUCGCUCCGAUAGAAUAUAAAACAAAAGACGUGUGAACAAGUGUUGGCAUUGUUUGCCUGGUCGAGUGAAAUAAAUCCGGGUUCAAGGUCGCGCCUUUGUGCAACUGUUUCGCAUCGUGACUACCAGCUGGUGCGUAAGCCGAUUUGGCUGCUGGCUGAAUUGUGCUACAGCAGUGGACGAGACACACAAGAGGAAAAAGAAGAAGCCAUCAGUUGACAGUGAGUUGUAUCGCUGUGUGGAGUGAUCUCACACCUGGCUCGCUGCUGGUGGCUGUUUGGUGCUGCUGUAUUGGUGCUGCUGGCUGUGACGGCUGCAACUUCGAACGAUCGGACAACUAACCUUACUGGGAGGGAGAAGUAAAAAGUGAAGGACGAACUAAAUUGUAGGCCGAACCAUGCUGAACCUGAGCAACACGUGCUAGAUAUUUCGACGCUACCUGAACCAUUGAACACUCUGCGACAAUCACACAACCUUGAAGAUGACGACUGCAGCGGAACACAAAACUGGCGGUCUCAAGCGAGAAAUGGGCUUAAUGUCCGCCAUUAACGUCAUCAUUAGUGUCAUGAUCGGAUCAGGGAUAUUCGUUUCGCCAACAGCCGCUCUUCGAUACUCCGGAAGCGUGGGAUUCUGUUUGAUAAUUUGGAGCGUUUGUGGAGUAAUUUCUUUACUGGGGGCACUAUGCUUUGCCGAGCUGGGAACGAUAGUUCCUCGCUCAGGAGCCGAAUAUGCCUACCUGAUCGAAGCCUUCAGGAAGACACACAAAUUUUGGGGUCCACUACCGUCGUUUAUCUGCGCCUGGGUCUAUGUCAUGGUACUACGACCCGCUGAAAUUGCUGUCAUCAUUCUCACUUUUGCAGAGUAUUCGAUCUUACCUUUCAGUCAUGUGCUUGGAUUAAAUCACCUCUCCGCGGAGGAUCUCCACCGGCUUAUCAAGCUGGUAGGAAUACUAGGAUUAGGUAUUAUCACCUACAUUAAUCUCAGCAGCGUGAAGCUGUACGUUACCAUAAACAACAUCUUCGGAUUUUGUAAGGUCUUCGCCUGUCUUGUCGUUAUUUUUGGUGGUAUCUACCAGCUAGCAAUCGGCAAUACGGACAAUCUCUCCCGUGGCUUCGAGGGAAGUCAUUUUAAUGCAGGAAAUAUUGCGUUGGCUUUCUACAAUGGCUUAUGGGCCUAUGACGGUUGGUCCAGCGUAACAACAAUCACAGAGGAAAUCAAGAAACCUGAAAUCAACAUUCCGCGGUCCAUAGUGAUUGCCGUUCCAAUCAUUACGGGACUAUACGUGUUUAUGAACAUGGCCUACAUGACUGUGUUGUCACCAGAAGAGAUGAUUAAAUCGGAAGCUGUUGGGCUUGACUUCGGUGAAAAGGUUCUAGGUUCCUUCGCAUUCUUAAUCCCACUAGGUGUGGCAUUUGCAACUUUUGGCUGUGCCCUCAGCAUACAAUUCGGAGUCACUCGCCUGUGCUAUGUUGCCAGCCAAGAAGGACAAAUGCUAGAGCCUUUGUCGUACAUUCACAUGCGACGCCUAACUCCUGCCCCAGCCGUGGCAAUGCAAGGCAUCCUAGCCCUGAUGUUCAUUCUUGUCGGCAACAUUGAGGAACUAAUCGAGUUGGCUUCAUUCUUUAUCUGGUUUUUCUACGGAGCCGCUGUACUCGCAUUGCUCACAUUACGGAGGACCCAACCGGAUGUACAUCGGCCUUAUAAAGUUCCAUUAUUUGUACCAAUCAUCACCCUUGCGGUAUCGGUGUUUCUCUCUGUCGUGCCGAUAGUGGCCGAUCCGUCACCAAAGUAUUUUUUCGCCGUUGGAUUUAUCCUAAGCGGAAUUGCUGUGUACACACCGUUCGUUUACUACAACGUACGACCAAAAUGGAUGAAUAAAGUCACCUAUCUUAUCCAGAUGUUAUUCGAAGCCGUGCCCACCUCGGACAAGUCUGAUUAGAGUUUUGCGCUGUACAAACGUUUUGUUUUAAUAAAUAGUGAUAAAACA
Wyeomyia smithii (pitcher-plant mosquito) is the source of this 2412-nucleotide messenger RNA. RefSeq names its product b(0,+)-type amino acid transporter 1-like. Gene Ontology annotation, biological process: amino acid transmembrane transport. Gene Ontology annotation, cellular component: membrane. The record is from RefSeq and is a predicted model, not a curated record. Gene Ontology annotation, molecular function: L-amino acid transmembrane transporter activity. The transcript has 5 exons. NCBI's taxonomy places the organism in Eukaryota, Metazoa, Arthropoda, Insecta, Diptera, Culicidae. Bases 907 to 2364 code for a protein of 485 amino acids.